Messenger RNA from Salmo salar (Atlantic salmon), 917 nucleotides. The record is from RefSeq and is a predicted model, not a curated record. NCBI's taxonomy places the organism in Eukaryota, Metazoa, Chordata, Actinopteri, Salmoniformes, Salmonidae.
UCUGUCUUCUAUUAAUACUGCAUAUUGUUGUGGUUUUGAUCACUGAAAUGGCUGUGACUUUUGGACUCUCUUUGAGUGUUUCUUGGAUUUGUUGCCUGCUAAUUGGAGGGAUAAUGUGUUUUACCCUUCAAGAUAAUGCUUAUGGGCAUCCUGCCUACACUGAACCAGAAUCAACUGGAUCCCAAGCAAGUGUGGUGUCUGGUCCAAAUGCUAAAGCUAAUGGCCGCAAUACCCCAGCUAGUGUGACGUUGUGUCGCAAUGCCUCAGCAGAAGCGACCGGCCCCCGCGCCUCAGCAGAAGCGACCGGCCCCCGCGCCUCAGCAGAAGCGACCGGCCCCCGCGCCUCAGCAAAAGCGACCGGCCCCCGCGCCUCAGCAAAAGCUACUGGUAAAAAUACCCCAGCAAGUGUGACGUUGUGUCGCAAUGCCUCAGCAGAAGCGACCGGCCCCCGCGCCUCAGCAGAAGCGACCGGCCCCCGCGCCUCAGCAGAAGCGACCGGCCCCCGCGCCUCAGCAGAAGCGACCGGCCCCCGCGCCUCAGCAGAAGCGACAAGCCUUGAACAGACGGCCCGACCCCUCAACAAGCUAGAUAGGGAGAUCAUAAUUUGGUUUGCCCAACUCCUUAAUCGUCUUUCCCCUGUUACUGUGCCUCCAUUUGAAGAAAAGGGCAAAGGUAACUGAGGUGAGGAAAUGUGCAACCUAAUGCACUUUGAAAUGAGGAUCUUGCGCAUCAUCAUGCAAAAAUGUUUACAGGGGUGGAUGCUACAUUGGUAUAAGUUUUUAUAACCAUACAACUAAAAUUGACAUCUGAUUUGGUGACAUUGCUGACACUUUGGUUCUACGGUCAUGCUUUUGAUUUGGCCUUGUGUUCCUGCUACUCUUGCAUGGUUUGAUCAAUAAACAAUUUGAUUCUCAAAA